Darwinula stevensoni is the source of this 2215-nucleotide messenger RNA. Lineage: Eukaryota; Metazoa; Arthropoda; Ostracoda; Podocopida; Darwinulidae. The record is from the annotation of a GenBank genome assembly.
AUGGGGUUGAAGAUGGUCGGAACAGGAGGUAACACGGUGCCUCUCGGAAGGACCGCGCCUUCGUUCAGUCGAGCGGGAGACAUGCCCAGUCUCCUCAAUCCCAGUUACCUUCAAGGCGCGUGCGCUGCUGCCAACGCUGCCGCCAAGCGAUUCAAUGAAAGUGCAGGUAUCUCAGAAGUGGACGAGUCCAGCUCCGACAGGAAGCGUCGUCGAAAGUCCCGCUGGGCGGACGACACCAAGUCGAUCCUGCCCGGCAUGCCGACCGUGUUGCCCUCGAAUCUGAGCAAGGAGCAGGAAGAAGCAUAUUUAUUGCAGCUUCAGAUCGAGGAGAUCACUCUGCGGCUCCGAACCGGCGAUCUCGGUAUCCCGCCUAACCCCGAAGACAGGUCCCCGUCCCCAGAACCGAUCUACAACCACGAGGGGAAGAGACUGAACACUCGAGAGUACCGCACCCGCAAGAAGCUGGAGGAAGAGCGCCACAAGCACGUCCAGCGCAUGUUCCAGAUCAAUCCUGAAUACAAACCGCCCCCAGACUACAAGCCACCCAUUGUGAAGGUGUUUGACAAGGUCAUGAUUCCACAAGAUGAGCAUCCGGAGAUCAAUUUCGUCGGGCUGCUCAUUGGACCAAGGGGCAACACCCUGAAGUCCAUGGAGAAGGAAACUGGGGCAAAAAUCAUCAUUCGAGGCAAGGGUUCUGUAAAAGAAGGGAAGGUUGGACGCAAGGAUGGACAACCGCUUCCCGGGGAAGACGAGCCCCUUCAUGCUUACAUCACGGCCCACAAUCACGAGAGCGUGAAGAAGGCUGUCGACAAGAUCAAGGAGGUGAUCAGCCAGGGGAUCGAGGUGCCCGAGGGUCAGAACGACCUGCGUCGGAUGCAACUGCGGGAACUGGCUCUUCUGAACGGAACCCUGAGGGAGCUGGAUGGACCUCGCUGCUCCAACUGUGGGGCUGCCACUCAUAAGAGCUGGCAGUGUCCAGACAAACCAAAUGUCACCACAACAAUGGUGUGUAUGAACUGCGGAGGGGCAGGGCAUCUGGCACGGGACUGCCGGUUCAAGCGCCCUGGAACGGAUCCCAACUCCAAUCCGUAUACUUUCAAUGCCAACAAGUCCAAGAUCGAUGAGGAGUACUCGGCCCUGAUGGCAGAACUUGGUGAAGGACCCCCACCUUCAAAGACAUCGACUGCCACCACCACCAGUAGCACCGGUACCACGACCACAUCCAACUCGUACAACUCCUACUCGGGGUCCACCAACCGUUACCAGAGCCCUUCGUCGUACGGGAGUCGCUUCAACCGACCGCAGUAUAAUCAACAUGGGCCUCCUUCAGGGUGGGGCAUGCAGCAGAAUUCUGGGACUCAGUAUCCGGCGAUGACUCCACCGUGGCAGCAGGGGGGGAAUCAAGGCCAGAUGAGAAUGCCAUAUAAUUACGGGCCACCGUCCUCGGCUCAGAACGCAAACGCCAUGCCUCCUUGGCAGACGACGUGUGGAUAUGGCGUCCCUCCCUCUACGACUGCCCCACCCCCAUGGGGAAUGACACCGCAGUGGCCCCAGCCGAAUCCAGUUCCUCCGCCGCCAACCCGACCUCCAAACGCCCAAUCGCUGCCGUGGCAGCCUCCAUUGGGAGUUCCUCCUCCUCCCCCGCCUCCACCAGAACAGACACAGGAUCAGCAGCUGCCGCAACAGCAAGGGAAUAAGCAACAAGGGAAUCAAGGCAUUGAUCUCAAUGCGCUUGCACAGGCUGGCUUGCCGAGUCUGCUCACUGCUCCUCCACCCCCACCACCCAGUUAAAUUUAUUUUUUUGUAUGACGAAGUAUGAUGUUUUGGGAGUGAGCGAAAAUUUGCAGGCAGUACCUUGCUCUUCAUGUGGAGAGGGCGAAAGUGAAAUCAUUUUCUUUUUUUUUUUACUUGCAAAAAGAUAAUAAAAUGUCUGUAAAUAAACAGUUCCUUUGCCUGUAUGAAGUAUUCAGCACAUGUUGUUUUAUGGUAUGUAAAUUUCAAUCUUAGCUUUGUAGAUAUAUAGUUUCUGCAUCAAACAUCUCUACAUCUUGUAGCAUUUGUACCCUGGCUCAUUGGUUUCUUGGGAUGGUGUAUCGUUGCAGGUUGUAAACAAUGUUUUUGUUCUCUAGUGCCCAUUGUUUUCGUUCACUCAUGCCCUCCUUUUUUCUCUAAUCGUUGUGUAUGGCUCAAUAAAUUACACAUAGUAAGACCAAGU